AUGAAGACGUUCCUGCUGUUAGGGUUGUUGGGGGUGUAUUGCUCUGCACUGUCGAUCAAGCAGCAGAGGAGAUUUCCAGAUGACUUUUUGUUUGGGACAGCCACAGCCUCAUACCAGAUCGAAGGAGCUUGGGAUGAAGAUGGAAAAGGGGAAAAUAUCUGGGACUACAUGACCCACAACAACCCAACAGUUAUCGCCGAUGAAAGCAAUGGUGACAUCGCUGCCGACUCUUACCACAACGUGGAGAGAGAUGUGGAGAUGAUGCGAGAGCUGGGUCUUGAUGUAUAUCGCUUCUCGGUUUCGUGGUCCAGAAUCUUACCCUCAGGAUUCGCCAAUGAAGUCAACGAAGCAGGAGUCGACUACUACAACAGGCUAAUCAACGAGAUGUUGAAAUACAAUAUUACUCCAAUGAUUUCUCUGUAUCACUGGGACUUGCCUCAAAAGUUGCAGGAAUUGGGAGGUUUUGCCAAUCCACUGAUAGCCGAUUGGUUUGAAGACUACGUACGCGUGGUUUUCGCCAAAUUGGGUGACAGAGUCAAGCUCUGGAUUACUUUCAACGAACCCAGAGUAGUGUGCUACCAAGGUUACGGUUCCACAGAAAAAGCCCCGAUGCUCAACGCCACCGCCGUCGGCACGUAUAUGUGUGCCAGGAAUCUUUUAUUAGCUCACGCCAAGGCGUACCGCUUGUACAACAACGAGUUCAAGACGAAGCAAGGGGGACAGUGCGGUAUUACCUUCGAUGUAAAUUCGUUCAAGCCUCUGACUGAUUCUGAGGAAGAUCGCGCAGCUGCUGAACUGAAACGACAAGCAGAGUGGGGUAUCUAUGUCCAUCCUAUAUUUUCUCAAGAAGGUGGUUUCCCGAAAGAAUUAGUUGCCAGAGUAGCUGAAAAAAGCGCAGAGCACGGCUACCCACGCACCAGACUCCCGCAGCUCUCCGAGGAAGAACGAGUGUUGAUCAGAGGAACCGCUGACUUCUUUGGAGUGAACCACUAUACUGGGUACUUGGUGUCCGCCACGAAACACAUUCCUGAAUAUUCUACGGUAUCUUUGUUCAGUGACAUCAACGUAGGAAACUACCGCCCGCCCGAAUGGCUGCAAUCAGCUGCAUCCUGGUUGACGCUUAUGCCAAACAGCAUUUAUGACGUGCUGACACAUCUCAAGAACAAAUACAAUGAUCCCAUAUUUUACGUCACGGAGAACGGGUGGGCGACUUCUCCUGAAGUUGGACUGGAAGAUGACGACAGGAUUACAUAUUACAGAGCUGCUCUAGAGAACAUUUUGGAUAGUCUCGAUGCCGGAGUGAGGCUCAAGGGCUACAUGGCCUGGAGUCUGAUGGAUAACUAUGAAUGGAUGGCAGGAUACACCGAACGUUUCGGUUUGUACGAGGUUGACUUUUCGGAUCCCGCCCGCCCUCGCACCCCGCGCAAGUCCGCGUUCGUCUACAAGGAGAUCUUGAGGAGCAGGGUCAUCGACCACGACUACGAGCCCGACACUACCGUCAUGACCAUCGACGAGGGACACUAG
This is a messenger RNA of Bombyx mandarina (wild silkworm), 1524 nucleotides long. Its product is annotated as myrosinase 1-like. The record is from RefSeq and is a predicted model, not a curated record. Gene Ontology annotation, biological process: carbohydrate metabolic process. Lineage: Eukaryota; Metazoa; Arthropoda; Insecta; Lepidoptera; Bombycidae. Gene Ontology annotation, molecular function: beta-glucosidase activity.